Triticum turgidum subsp. durum (durum wheat) is the source of this 540-nucleotide messenger RNA. Lineage: Eukaryota; Viridiplantae; Streptophyta; Magnoliopsida; Poales; Poaceae. The record is from the annotation of a GenBank genome assembly.
AUGAAGACGUACGACUACAUCAACCGCGUUGAUAUAACGCUUCCGUUUUCGGUCUACGAGGAUAUAAAUCAGCUCUUCUCCAGACCCGCUAAAAAAAACCUUCUCCAGAAGCUUCCCCUCUCGCUCCUCAAGACCGCCCAGGGGCAUCCCAUGCUCGUGGAGCUCAAGAACGGCGAGACCUACAAUGGGCACUUGGUGAACUGCGACACGUGGAUGAACAUCCACCUCCGGGAGGUUAUUUGCACCUCUAAGGAUGGUGAUAAGUUUUGGAGGAUGCCGGAGUGCUAUAUUCGUGGUAACACGAUCAAGUAUCUUCGGGUUCCUGAUGAGGUGAUUGACAAGGUUCAAGAGGAAACUUCUAAGAGUAGAUCAGAUAGGAAGCCACCAGGUGUUGGUCGUGGAAGAGGAAGAGGAGAUAUAGGCACUAAACCUGGAGGCAGAGGCAUUGGUCGUGGCCAAGAUGAUGGCAAAGGCGGUGGCCGUGGAAGGGGCGGAAUUGGAAGUAAAGGUGGCAACAAAGGCGGACGUGGUCGUGGGUAA